AUCACGAGGCACACAUGCUCGCGCAGGAGACGCGCUCCCGUCUCCCUUGAUCAUUUUGAGAGCACAUCACACUCUUUAAUUGGACUCCGCCAGCCAGCGAAAGUAGUCUCUCUGCUGCUUCCCAUGGAUAUAAGUGAAGGCACGCUGGCAUCCAGGAAGACUUAAAUAAAGGCGGUACAGACCAGAGAAGGACUCCAGCUAUGUUCAGAGCAGUGUUCGGAAAUAAGAAGGAAGGAGGAGGGAAAAAAGGAGACAAAAAGAGCCAGAAAAAUGCAGGUGUCGAGGUGCACAUGCCCUGCAUUCAGCAAAGAGGCAGCGGCCAGCGUGCCACUCAUCACCACGGCCAUAAUGGCAGGCAUUUAAAUCGGAAGAGAUUGACUAAGGGCGUGUCCAUUUCUUUACCGUCCUCCCCGCUUCUCCCUCGCCAGGGCGACAUAGUAUCCUCCCAGUCCUGCGUCAAGUUCCAAGGACGGGCGAGGAAGCCGGAGUAUGUGGACGGCUCUUCCAGUACGAGAGAAGCUCUCAUCUUUGCUUCCUGCCAUGGCAAGCCGGACCACAGAGGUGAGAACGGGAGCCCAUGGGCGUGUUUUUAG
Poecilia reticulata (guppy) is the source of this 593-nucleotide messenger RNA. The record is from RefSeq and is a predicted model, not a curated record. Lineage: Eukaryota; Metazoa; Chordata; Actinopteri; Cyprinodontiformes; Poeciliidae.